This is a messenger RNA of Cannabis sativa, 5723 nucleotides long. RefSeq names its product APETALA2-like protein 1. The record is from RefSeq and is a predicted model, not a curated record. Gene Ontology annotation, molecular function: DNA-binding transcription factor activity; DNA binding. The transcript has 2 exons. Lineage: Eukaryota; Viridiplantae; Streptophyta; Magnoliopsida; Rosales; Cannabaceae. The coding region runs from base 717 to 1376 and encodes 219 amino acids. Gene Ontology annotation, biological process: regulation of DNA-templated transcription.
UCUAAAUUAUGCUGACACUUUUACUCGUAUCUAUCAAUUAUCUUUACUGAUUCUAAUCAAUGUUUCUUUGUUGCUAACUGUAAACGCAUUGGAUGGUAAUGGAGCAGUUUAUUUGGGUAAGUAAUUUGUAGCUUAUCAAGGCCAUUUUUACUUGCAAAAGAUGAUAAAUCAUAAUUAUUGGGGAAACUAACAACUUAAUGGAUCGGUAAACUAAACAGGAGCUUAUGAUGUAGAAGAAUCUGCUGCCAGAGCUUAUGAUUUAGCAGCAGUUAAGUACUGGGGACCAACAACUUUUACCAAUUUUCCAGUAAGUUGAGAUAAUAGAGCAUGAAAAUGGGGGAGCUCUUGAAGCACUUUUUGAACAAAAAAGUAGCCAUAUCAACUUUGAUUUCUUUAUGUUAAGUCUUUUUUGAUGAAUGUUUCUCUGCAGGUGUCAGAGUACGAGACAGAAAUAGAGAUAAUGCAAAACGUUACAAAAGAAGAGUACUUGGCCUCUUUAAGAAGGUAUCAGCUGCACAUUUAUGGACUUUAAAUUCUCCUAAUGAGCUCUAAAUUUAUAGUUCUUUUCUUCCAUGUAUAAAGAAGAAGUAGUGGCUUUUCAAGAGGUGUAUCCAAGUACAGAGGAGUUGCAAGGUACUUAAAUUUUAUUACCUUCAAAGUUGUUAUUUAUUGUAGACUAUUUAGUAAUGAAAUUUCAUUUAAGGUUGAAUUCUUGAAUGAAUUGUAGGCACCAUCAUAAUGGAAGAUGGGAAGCAAGGAUAGGAAGAGUGUUUGGAAACAAAUAUCUUUAUCUGGGCACUUAUAGCACUCAAGAGGAGGCUGCCCAUGCUUAUGACAUUGCAGCAAUAGAAUAUAGAGGCAUUAAUGCAGUGACAAACUUUGACUUGAGCACUUACAUAAGAUGGCUUAGACCAGUAUCAAAUUCUGCUGGAGCUGAAGAACAAAAUCCUCUAACUGCAAACUCCAAGUCUCAGCCUUACCUCAUUGAAAGAAAUGAAAGAGCAGAGAGUUCAUCAUUAUUCCAUUUCAACAACCCAUUUGUAGUAAAUGACAUAGAAACCUCGAAACGACAAGCAGCCAUAAGUCCUUGCAGCAGCAGCACUGCUUCUCCAACAGCUCUUGGACUCCUAUUCAAGUCAUCAAUAUUCAGGGAGCUGGUUGAGAAGAAUUUGUGUGUUGAGAACGAAGAAAGAGUGGAGGAUGAUGAGAAGAAGCUUGGGCAGGAUAAGAACGAUAGCUUUGAUAUGAUUUCCUUUGAUGGUAGUAUUGGCCCUAGUUUGGAGUCCAAUGGAGAGAGCACAUUGUCGUUUUGUAAUGGAAGGGGACAAUCCUUUUGGAAUUUUCCAAUAAACAUGUCUUCUCUUCAUUUCAACUAACAUUUUAACUGUAAACUCUACCUCUAGUUCCCUCUUAACUGUAAACUACAAUAAUAUGUCAUGAAGGUGUUUGGCACCCUAAGGUAUUUUAUAAUAAUCCUCCUUCUAUUUUCUAAAUUUUCGUAAUAGUAACUAAGUUUAGUCACUAUAUUUACGUAGUGUUUGGUUAGAUGUAAUAAAAUAGAAUGGGAAAAAAACAAUUUUAUUUUAUUUCUUCGUUUGGUUGGAUUGUAUAUUAGAAAAUCAAUUCAAUGAAAUGAUUUUUCUAUCAUUUUGAUUAAAUGACUAUUAGAUUUUGAAAAAAAAAAAAAAAAUCAUUCCAUUAUAAAAUGAGAAAAAAAAAUUAAUUAUUUUUUUGUCAAUAUUUUUUUAUGAAUUUUAAAUUUGAUUCUAUUCAAUUCUUAAUCUCAUUCCCAUUAUGUUGAUUAUGGUUAUAAGUUUUGUCGUCCGGGAUUGGAAGCUGUGAAUCUGGAGAGCAGAUACCGGAAGCUAGUGUGGAUUCGGAAAGCCCUGUGCAGAAGGUCUUGUUGAAUCUAGAAGGUACUUCCAAAUAAGCUUGUAUCGUGAAUGAAAUGUCUCUCCCGGAUGGCUUGUCACUAAUCCGGAGGUGUACUCCCAGACAGCUCUGUCAGUCUUGAAGCUUAAUCCGGGAAUGAAGUCAUGUACGCAUUCAGAAGACUUUUGUGUUACAAAGCUUCUAGAUUUUUCGUACUGAAAGUAUGUGUUUCAAGAUGAUGUUAAAGAUUCUUGUAACCUUGUAAACACUGAUAUCAAUAAAGAUAGGAAAAUUAUAGUAAAUGGCCCCAAAUUAUAGGACUAUGUUAGUAAAUGUCCUCAUUUCAAAACUUGUAAAAACUUGUAGCAAAAUGGCCCUUUUAAAUUAUUUAUUAUUUAUAUUAUAUUUUGCCACAUAAAAAAAUCAAUAAUUUUUUUUAUAUAUUUUUUUAAAAAAUUAGAAGCAAAUUACUUAAAGAUUAUGGUAUAUCUAUAUUAGUUUCGUUAAUUAAAAUCUUUUUUAUUUGAAAGUUAUGUCGAUUUUUUUAAUUUUUUUAUGACUUGUUGUGAGUUAUUGGUAUAUCGAUUGAGUUGUUGAGGAUUAUUGGUAUAUCGAUUUUGUUGUACAGUAUAUUUCUGUAUUGUUGUAUAGUAUAUUAUUAUUCUUACAUGAUAUUUAUUUUCUAUUUUGUUAUGUAUAAUAAUAUUAUAUAAUUUUAUUAGCAUAAUACAAAUAUUUUAAUAUAUAUGUAUAUAAUUUUAUUAAUAUGCUAUAUAAUUAAUUAUUAUUUUUAUAUAUUUUAAUUGUAUGAUAUAUUUUUUAUUUUAAAUAAUAUUUAAUUAGUUUCUAUUUUAUUAUAUAUAAUAAUGAUAUAUAAUUUUGUUGUCAUAGUAUAUAUAUUUUAAUUAUAGUAUAUAAUUUGGUUAGUAUAUUAUACAUAAUAUUUUUAUUAUUAUUAUUAUUAUUAUUAGUAUAUAUUUUUUGAUGAUUAGUAUAUAUAUUUUUUGUUAUAUUGUAUAUUAUUAUUUUUUUAAAUAAUAUUUAAGUUCUAUUUUUUCUUGUACUUUUAUUGAUAUGAUAUAUAAUUUUAUGGAAUUAUUAAAUGAAAAAUACAAGUUGACACUUUAUUUAUUAAAAUACCUCCAUAAGGUGUGGAUAAUAUUUAUACCUUUUAUGUGCUUUUAAUUACCAAAAUACAUCUUACAUCAUCACUUACACAAUCAGAUGAUGGUUGUUGGGUGGUUGGCCGAAAAAUGCAUUAGACGAAAAUUUCAAUCAAAUGAAGGUUGCUUAGUGGUUAGCCGAAGGUUGCAUUAGACAAAGGUUUCAAUCAGAGGAAGUUUGUUGGGUGGUUGCUGGGUGGUUGGCUGAAGGUUGCAUCAGACAAAAUAACUGUUAGCAAAAUGUUUAUCCAACUGUAAUGCAACUGUUAUGAAACAUUAAAAAUCAACACAGUGUUUCCACGUACGUAACUCUAUCUACAUGUCUCUUUAUGAUUUAAUAUGAACAAAUUCACCAUUAAAAAUUUGGAAAACAACAAAAAUACACUAGAAUAAAUAUUUUAUUGUAGUAUUGAUGUAAUUUUUUUUUAUACUUGAGUUGGAUUGUUUGGGAACUCCAGUUCAACUUUUUGAGAUCUGCAAUUCAUGGAUCUAAACAUUAAAGUCAGGACAUUAGUUUUAUGCAAAUUGCACUGAAUUUUCGAUUGAAUUUUAGUUUCGUAGUAAUUUUUCUACACUUUUUUUUUUCAUGAAUUCGAAACAGCCCCUGUUUUGAUUGAUUCUGGUCCUCUUCUCAGGUGAAGUCGCCUGAUUUUAUGGUGGUUUUCUUUCUGGUUGAAUUUUUGUUUUGGUUGCGUUGUGUUGCUACGUGGUUGCAAGAUGGUUUCCCAGGAAGUAGGGGUGUUCGCUGUGCGAGUGGUGCGAUUUUUGACUAUUUUUUUAAACCAACCCACACAUGAGGUUUUUCCAAUUUUCCAAACUAUACCCAACCGCGAAACUAAAAAAUCGCAUAAACUGCACUAUAAAAAUGGUGUGGUGUAGUGCGAUUUUUGCAGUUUCUGCGGUUUGGACUAUCACCAACAAAUAAACUAUCACAAAUAGAACAAAGCUUGAUCAACACCUGUCAAAAAUACCAUAAGGCUUGAAAAUAAAUACGAAAAAAAAUUAAGUUUCAAUAAUACAAUACUUAGUGGGCUUUGAGUUGGACAUUCACAUAUUGGACCUAAAUAAAUAUAAAAAAUUGGUAUUUUUAUAAUGUGCAGUGUCGUGUGGUUUGAACCACAUAUUAACAAUUCAAAACCGCACCGCAAAGACUUUCAAACUGUAUUUUUUUGCGGUGCGGGCGGUUUGAGAGGUUUGAUGAACACCCCUACCAGGAAGCAUGAAUCCUGGGUUGAAGGUGUGUGUAAGUGGUAUUUGUGUAAUUUUUUUUUAUUUGGGCUGUAUAUUUGUUUAUUUGUUUAAGUGGUAUUUGUGUAAGUGGUUUGAGCGGUUUGAAGAACACCCUUACCAGGAAGCAUGAAUCCUGAGUUGAAGGUGUGUGUAAGUGGUAUUUGUGUGAAAAAAAAUUUAUUUGGGCUGUAUAUUUGUUUAUUUGGCCAGCUGGAAGUAUUUUUAUAAUAUUGUUACUUUUUUUGGUUAAAAUUGAAAAAAUAACCCUAAUUUUAUUAGCAUCCUAUACAUUUUCAUUUUUAUUUAUUGUUAUUAUAUUUAUAUUUCUAUUCUAAGGUAUAUGUUUUUGUUAUAUGGUAUAUAAGUUUUAUUGUAUAGUAUAUCAUUUUAUCUUAGAUGAUGCAUGUUUAGUUUUUAUUUUAUUAUAUAAAGGUGAUAUAUAAUUUUGUUCAUAUGGUAUAUAUAAUUGGAAAAUUCUAUAAUGCACCCCCGUAAAAGGGAUACAUCGAUAUAUCUCUAUCUAUUUUAGUAUCCAAAAUAAUUUUUUAGUCAAAUUUUUUCUCAUGGUCAUGUAAAUUAUAGUUAUUUAAGACAUCCUACAAAAUUUUAAGAAAUUCAGAAAAGUUUAACACACCCAAAAUUGCAUUCAAGCAGUAUGUUACACGCGUGACUAUUUUAUUUUAUUUUAUACGUGUGUAAAAUAGACUGUUUGAACAUUAUUUUCUACAUUAUAAAUUAUUCCGAAUUUCUCAAAAUUUUGUAGGAUAUCUUAAAUAGCUAUAACGUACAUAAAUAUAAAGAAAUUAGACUAAAUUUUUUUUUCUAGAUACCGAAACAAAUAGAGGGUACAUCAGUACAUCCCUUUUAAGGGGGUGCAUUGUAGAAUCACCCUAUAUAAUUUUUUUUAAUAAUAUUAUAUUAUAUUAUUUUGUUUUAUUUUAUUUUUUAUUGUACGUAUAUAUAUUUUUUUUGUUGUAUGGUAUAUAAUUUUUUGUUGUCUAUAGUAUAUAGAUGAUGUUUUAUUUCUAUUUUAUUAUAUAUAAAUUUUUUGGUAUAUAUACAUAUUUUAAUAGUGGUAUAUAUAAUUUGGUUAGUAUGAUAUAUAUAUUUGUUGAGUAUUAAUUUAUUAUUGCUAUAAUUUUUUAUGGUAUGUAAUUUUAAUACUACGGUAUAUCAAUUUUUAGUGAUACGAUAUCAAAUACAGUUGUAUAUAUUUAAUUAUUUAAUAUAUUUAUUCGUUUUUGUCACAAUAUAAUAAUAUGCAAUACUAAAAAAAUUAUAUAACUUAAUUUAAUGAUUAUAUAUUUUUUUUUAAAAAAAAUAAUAUAUAGUAAAUGUAUUUUGAUUAGCUACUUUAUUAUAUUUGACUAUUUUUUUAAUUUUUUUUUUUAAAAAAGACACAUUUACUAACUUGGUUUCUAAAUUUAAGGUUAUUUUGCAUCUCAAUGGUUGCUGCUA